UGCCGGCUUUUGUCGAAAUCGUAGCUGGUUUCUUUCUGUUUCUGUCCCUUUUUCCUCUCCAGUUCCAGGACUUUGAGUAGAUGCAGAAAGAUGCAACUGACUAAAGAUACGAUGAAUCCGGCGGCCUGCUUGAGAGAGAGAGACAGCUGAUAAGCAAGUGGCCACGUGAUUAUGCAGACACCCCACCAUGCCUCUAGUAGACUGGUUCCUCCGCCACUCGGUUACCAUGUGGCUGCUUCUCCAGAGCUUUGUUCUGAUGACCUUUUGUUUCCAUUCGGCCACUACCUUUCCCAAGGGCUGCUAUCACGCAGAAGAGAGCGGUUACAAAACCUUCCGGUGCAGCAACGCUCAGCUCACAGAGGUCCCUAAGGACAUACCCAAUGACACUAACAAGCUCUACCUGGAUUUCAACCAGAUUGCCUUCCUCCCCAUUGACGCCUUUCGGAACUUGCCGGUCCUGCUGGAGCUGGAUCUGUCUCACAAUGCCAUCGUCAGGAUAGAGAGUGGGGCUUUCCGGGGCUUGUCGGAGCACUUGCAUUCCCUGGAUUUGUCCUCAAACAAGCUGGUGUCAGUCAAUAAGGAUGUCUUUAGCAAUCUGAAGGCCAAGGUCAAUCUCUCCAGCAACCCUUGGCUGUGCGACUGCAGGCUCCAGGAGCUGAUCAGGACAGUGGACCUGGUUGCUGGGUCCUCUGGGAGCAUCCUCUGCGACUCCUCUGCUAAGGAGGAGCAUGUUGGCAAGCCCUUCCUGCAAGUGGUCACAGACAUGGACUUCUGCAGCGUUUACAAAAAGACCACGGACAUAGCCAUGCUGGUCACCAUGUUCGGCUGGUUCGCCAUGGUGAUCUCCUACCUGGUCUAUUAUGUCCGGCAGAACCAAGAAGAUGCCCGUCGGCACCUUGAGUACCUGAAGUCCUUGCCCAGCAAGCAGAGGAAGUCAGAAGAGUCCUCCACCAUCAGCACCGUGGUGUGACUGAAAAACCGCUCCCUCCUGCCCCAACCCCAGCAAAUGUAGGACCCCUGGGGAAGUUUGUGGAAAGACCCCUGCUGAGUUUCAUGGGUAUUCAAUCAGCUCCAUAGACACACAAAGGCUGAAGAGGCUUUUAGUUAACAACAGUAACAACAAAAUUAGUUUUUCUCUUUAGAAAUCAAACAGACCGUUUCAGGAGACCCAGACCUGCGUGUUCAGAACAAAACAGGAGCAAGGAAGGCUUGAGCUCUAUCCACAAUUCUGCAGAUCAAGAGCCAACUGGGCUGUGAUCUAGAGCAAUUAGCGAGGGCUCAGCGGCGCCACGAGGGAUUUGGGCAUCUGUUUAUUGCGUUGAAUAACAGAGGGAAAAGAAAAGAAACCCAGUGUGUCUCCUCAAGCAUACAGUAAUUACUCAGAUGAU
Molecule: messenger RNA, 1388 nt
Organism: Mauremys reevesii (Reeves's turtle)
Lineage: Eukaryota; Metazoa; Chordata; Testudines; Geoemydidae
Gene: LRRC3C
Product: leucine rich repeat containing 3C
Exons: 2
Coding region: 188-970 (260 amino acids)
Cellular component (GO): plasma membrane
Molecular function (GO): protein binding
Source: RefSeq, a predicted model, not a curated record